Messenger RNA from Helianthus annuus (common sunflower), 543 nucleotides. RefSeq lists its product as uncharacterized. The coding region runs from base 52 to 393 and encodes 113 amino acids. Lineage: Eukaryota; Viridiplantae; Streptophyta; Magnoliopsida; Asterales; Asteraceae. The record is from RefSeq and is a predicted model, not a curated record. The transcript is spliced from 3 exons.
UAAACCACACCUCCCUUUGGUGCAUGGGUUUGGAGGACCCGUUUAGGGAAAAUGGGUCACAAAAACGUCGAACUAUAUAGCUAUUUCCCCUCAAUUCGCUCUCCGCCUCCUAUCCAUUCUCUGCGAAAUCCUAUUCUCAUCUUCAUCUGCAAGGUGGCAUAUUACUAUUACAGGCCACAUCUAAAAAAGGCUGCUCUUGCAAGGUUGAGUGACGUGAACAGGAGCCUUAAGGUUACAAAUUUUGGUGUGAAGAAAAAGAAUAGACAGACUUUGAAGAUCCGAGCAUUGAGGGCAAUCCAGCAAUUACAUUUGUUUAUCUCUACUUUAAUUACCACCCACGGUACUGUCAAUCCUGAGUUGUGGUCAUGCUACUACUCACAGUGUAGUAACUAAUUAUGUAUACAAAACUCCAACAUACCGACGAUAAUUGUCACACCCCGACUGUGACAACCCUCAAAUUUACAUGUAACCGUACAGAUUAUUAAUGAUAAUAAAAGCACUUGAUGACUGUGCUGAAUUAUUUAACUGCUCUUCGAUUACUGU